Racocetra fulgida is the source of this 524-nucleotide messenger RNA. Lineage: Eukaryota; Fungi; Glomeromycota; Glomeromycetes; Diversisporales; Gigasporaceae. The record is from the annotation of a GenBank genome assembly.
ACUACCGAAAACACAUCAAAGAAGAAGAGAUAGAGGAAUUUAUCAAAGCCAUUAUUGCUCGUUUGUUAGAGGAAUUGAUUAAUAAUCAAGAUAUCGAGUUAAAAACUUCUCCGGAAUAUGUAAUCGGCUAUUUGGUGGAAAAACUUCGUAAUAAGGAUCUCCGCGACGAAAUAAAGGCUUUUGUUGGCACCAAUAAAGUUAUGAAGUUAACUUCUCCUUUGCAACAACAAGGAAAAAAGAAACUAAUUUUAGUUUACUUAUUCUUCUUAAAUGGUUUUUUAGUAGAAGGCGGCGCGAGCAAAAAUUUUAAAAAGUGCUUAAGUUGGAAUUUAGCAGGCGGCUCUAACGGGCGUUAUGAUGGCGAGAUUAGCAAAAUUGCUAGUUUUAUUAGCAAAUUAGAUAAAAAACAAACAUUUUGCUGCCGAGCGGUUGAUGACGACUACGAUUAUACUAACUUAAAUUGCACGCAAGAAACACCUAAUUGCCCUUUUAUUUCUCCAGUUGAUGAUUACGAAGCAACUUGA